AAAACACCCGCCGAAAAAAAAUAAGCUGCCACAUUUCCAUGGCAGCAGCCGCCCGUUCCUCCGCCGUAUUCAAACGGGCAGCUUCAACCGCCGCCCAAGUUCUCCGACACCAGAACUUCUCCUCAGCGGCGGCGGCAGCGGAUAUUCACCGGCCGGGGGAUUUCUACUGCGACGAUAGUGAAGGCGAAGAAAGUGCAGUGUAUCAGCAUACCCUCAAAUUCCAACGCCCGUCAACCAUAAAACAACACCAGCUUCUCCAUAACUCCGUCAGUCUCAUAGGAAAAAUUGAUUACCCAUUCAAAAGAGUUAACACUAAAAACGGCUCUUUUGGGGUUCAUACUUUACUCAGUGUCUCCGGUUCUUCUCAAUCCCGUUCGUCUUUUAAAGUUAUGUUGAAGAUGUGGGAUGAAAUGGCGGAAGUGUCAAUGGAGCAUUUGAAAUCGAAUGACUUGGUAUACGUUUGGGGUCAUUUGGGAUCAUACAUCAAGACUGAUGAGAAUGGUAAACAUAAGAUGAGAUACCAGGUAGAUGUGAAGGAAAUAAAUUUCGUGACUCCAGAUGUUCAAGCCUUAGCAACCCCAGAAUUUCAGAAGAAAGAAUCAAGAGGUGAAGAUGAAUUGGAGAACUACAGGAACCGGAUCCAAUUGUGGCAAAUUUUCUUAGCUAGCCCUUUUGAAUGGAUGGACUUCAGGAAGAGUAAAAUCAAUCCUAAAUACCCAGACUUUAAGAACAGAGAUACUGGUGAAGUUCUCUGGCUCAGGACAGAUGAUCCACCAUGGAUAAAAAGACAGUUGGAUAUCCUAGAUUCAAGAUUUUCUUACGAAAGUUUCUAAGAACAAUUAAGCUCCAUCAAAGACAUGUCCUUUUGAAGGGCCCAGAGCAAUGUUGAAACCUGGUCGAAGAGAAGUUCCAUGGGUCUUCACAAACAUCAAAGGUACUGUUGGCUAUGUGCAUACUUCGUAUAAUACAACUUGCUUUGGUAAAUAGAACAGGAUCUAUCCCCAUUAUAAAUGAGAAGAAAGCCACUGUUUGUUUAUGUCACAAGUUAUGUAAUCUUAGCAGUAGUACUAGUUGUUUAGUGCUGCUUCUUGAAAAAUAUGUCUUGUACAUAAGCUUCUUGUAAUACUUGUAUUAUGAAAUUUCUUGACCGUUUCCAUGUUACCA
Messenger RNA from Solanum verrucosum, 1164 nucleotides. RefSeq names its product protein OSB1, mitochondrial-like. The transcript is spliced from 4 exons. Gene Ontology annotation, molecular function: single-stranded DNA binding. Gene Ontology annotation, biological process: mitochondrial DNA replication; positive regulation of helicase activity. The record is from RefSeq and is a predicted model, not a curated record. Gene Ontology annotation, cellular component: mitochondrial nucleoid. Bases 39 to 833 code for a protein of 264 amino acids. NCBI's taxonomy places the organism in Eukaryota, Viridiplantae, Streptophyta, Magnoliopsida, Solanales, Solanaceae.